Molecule: messenger RNA, 426 nt
Organism: Brenthis ino (lesser marbled fritillary)
Lineage: Eukaryota; Metazoa; Arthropoda; Insecta; Lepidoptera; Nymphalidae
Source: the annotation of a GenBank genome assembly
AUGUGCAGCACGCAGCGCGCGCGGGUGUCGAGGAUGCACCUGACGGGCGCGUCGAGUGGUGCCGUGUCGCCUGACACUAGCUCCACUCUCCUCCACGAAACAUACACGAAGAUGACUUCAGAUAUUCUAGCGGAGAGGACUCUGGGCGAUUUCCUCUCUGAACAUCCUGGGGAGCUGGUGAGGACAGGCAGCCCGCACUUUGUAUGUACGGUCCUGCCCCCACACUGGCGGUCAAACAAGACCCUGCCAGUCGCCUUCAAGGUGGUAGCCCUGGGAGACGUUGGAGACGGUACGCUGGUGACUGUGCGUGCUGGUAAUGAUGAGAAUUGCUGUGCAGAACUGCGGAACAGCUCAGCGGUGAUGAAGAACCAAGUGGCGAAAUUCAAUGACCUCAGAUUCGUCGGCCGUAGUGGUCGCGGUGAGUGC